CUCACUGAUUCUGAAUUCUGGGAAGAGGAACUGAGAAAACUAACUCAGAUGUUUCUUGGAAAUGGAUAUCAAGAAGAAGUAAUACAACGCAACAUCCGGACGGUGAUGAACAGUUGGAAAGAAGGAGCUUAUGAAAGGAAAGCAAGAGGAACUGAGGAAAAACGACAGAUUUGUCUACCCUCCUGCGAAAUGGCUCGAAAGCUACGGCCAAUAUUUGAGAAAUGGAACAUUGGUACAAUCCAGCUUGCCGACGCAACAUAA
Molecule: messenger RNA, 261 nt
Organism: Protopolystoma xenopodis
Lineage: Eukaryota; Metazoa; Platyhelminthes; Monogenea; Polystomatidea; Polystomatidae
Source: the annotation of a GenBank genome assembly